Messenger RNA from Procambarus clarkii (red swamp crayfish), 4465 nucleotides. Its product is annotated as chitooligosaccharidolytic beta-N-acetylglucosaminidase. Gene Ontology annotation, biological process: glycosaminoglycan metabolic process; protein deglycosylation; ganglioside catabolic process. The record is from RefSeq and is a predicted model, not a curated record. Gene Ontology annotation, cellular component: lysosome; plasma membrane. Gene Ontology annotation, molecular function: beta-N-acetylglucosaminidase activity. Lineage: Eukaryota; Metazoa; Arthropoda; Malacostraca; Decapoda; Cambaridae.
GGGGGAGGAGGGGGGGAGGGUAGAGGUGCAUGAAUGACUACACAGGACCCGAGUACGAGGCUCCAGUCACCCGCUGGCCGUCGUUGGGGACGCCACUAUAUCAUCUGCUCGUGCCCCGGUGUGUCUCAGAAGACGAUGACGAAGGCGCUGGAGGUGUGUUGGGCUGUUGCUCUGGUUGGGAGUCUCUCCUUCGCUCUUUCUGCUGCUACGGACUUCUUCGCGUUACCAUCGCCCUGGGGGUACAGGUGCGAUGCUGGGCAGUGUAUUAAAGAAGAUAACUCAGGUCUUGAGGGUUUGGUGACCCUCAAUACUUGUAAGCUGACCUGUGGUGCCUACGGCGUCCUCUGGCCUCGGCCUACCACAGCUGUCCUGGGAAGCAGUGUGGUAGAAUUCCUCCCUUCUAACGUCACCCACACCACCGCCUGCGCCGGGGAAGUUUGCGCUUUGCUAGAGACGGCGAUCGGAAUUUUCAAGGAUAAUUUACAGCGGUAUCAUCCGGAUUAUGUCGAUGGUUCUGCUCCCUGGGAUGGUCCCUGGGACCCGGUCACGCUGGCCCACACUCUCCAAAUUGAUGUGGUGGUGUCUGGUGAAGAGACACGGGUCACUCUGGACACCGACGAGUCCUACGACUUGUCAGUACAGACUUCGGGAGAUAUCACUAAGGCAUCAAUUGUCGCACCUACGUACUUCGGUGCCCGCCACGCACUCGAGACCUUGUCGCAGCUGGUGGACUUCCAGGAGAACCGAGAUUCUCUUAUGAUCGUCACCACUGCUUCAAUCACCGACGCACCAGUCUUCAAAUACCGUGGAAUUAUUCUUGACACUUCCCGUAACUACAUAAGUGUGGAGUCCAUUCGACGGACUCUUGAUACCAUGGCGGCCAACAAGCUAAACACUUUCCACUGGCACAUCACUGACACCCAUUCCUUCCCUCUGUACCUUGAGACCUUACCCAACAUGGCCUACUACGGCGCCUACUCGUCCCGUGAGGUGUACUAUCCGGCGGAUGUUCGCUACCUGGUGGAAUACGGCCGGGUGCGGGGCGUGAGAGUCCUUCCCGAGUUCGAUGCCCCAGCACAUGUGGGCAACGGGUGGCAGUGGGCAGAAAAGGAAGCAAAUUUGGGAAAGCUGGCUGUUUGCGUCAACAAGGAGCCGUGGCAGUCUUUCUGUGUAGAGCCACCAUGCGGGCAGCUGAACCUGGCCAACCCCAACAUGUACAAGGUCCUAGGCCAGCUCUACGACGAGAUGGUUCAGCUCUUCAGCCCCAUCGAUCUCUUCCACUUCGGCGGCGAUGAGGUGAACCUCAACUGCUGGAACACAACGGAGGAAAUAGUAACUUGGAUGAACAGCAACAAUUUUGGGUUAGAAAGCGACUCUUACUACCAGCAGUGGGCAAUCUUCCAAGAAAAGUCACGCCAGCUCCUGACCUCCGCUAACGGUGGCAAGGAGGUCCCUGGGAUCCUAUGGACAUCACACUUGACGGAGGCGGGGCGCGUCGACCGCUUUCUCAACAAUUCUCAGUAUAUCAUUCAAAUCUGGUCCACUGGGGACGACCCAGUUAUUGGAGAACUUCUGAAUAAGAAUUUCCGUGUGAUAUUUAGCAACUACGACGCGUGGUACUUGGACUGUGGCAUGGGGGCAUGGGUAGGCGAUGGUAACAAUUGGUGCAGCCCCUACAAGGGCUGGCAGAAGGUAUACGAAAACAGCCCUUACGAUUUAGCCAUCAGCCAGACCGGUUCUUCACACCCAGACCUCAUACUUGGAGGAGAGGCAGCUCUGUGGACUGAACAAGCCGACGACACUGCAGUGGAUUCUAAGCUGUGGCCGCGCGGGUCAGCUCUGGCGGAGCGGCUGUGGACCAACCCCGACAGCACCUGGCAAGCCGCUGAAGCCCGACUCAUCCACCACCGACAACGGCUUGUCAAGAGGGGCGUCAUGGCGGAGAGAAUCCAACCCCAAUGGUGUCACCAGAACGAAGGCUUCUGUUACCUUUAAACUGUCAUUCGUGGUAUCAGCAGAACAGAGGCAUCUGUUACCGGUAAGUUGUCAACGGUAAUGUCACCAAAACGAAGGCGUCUGGCACCUUUGAGCUGUCAUAAACUGGCAUCAGGUGAACCGAGGCCUCUGUUACCUGUAAGCCGUGAACGGUGAUAUCACAAGAACGAAAGCAUCUGGUACCUUUAAGCUGUCAAAAGUGAUGUCAUAAAAAGCCUCUGUAAGCUGUUAAUUAAUAGAGACCAUGCCAGAUCAAAGACCUCUUUUAAAUGGCAACUUGUAAAAUGGUGAUAUUAGAAAGAUCGGUUCAGUGUGAUGAACUUUAGAACAACAGAAGGAAGUUCUCCCGUUUCUGUGGGCAACCACCAGUGACGUCGCAAGGUGCUGAUACAACAUUAUUCCUGUUUAGAAGUGCCAGUUAAUUCCCACAUAUUCUACUACAUAGAAUGCAGUAUUCUACUACAUGCAUCUAUUACUGUAAAUCAUUCGCUGUUAUUCCCACAUAUAGCCACAUAAAUUGUCAGGAUUAUAAGUAUUCCAAUGAAAACUGUUAUAUAUAUACUUUUAAUUGUCUAAUGUGAGUUAAUUAGAUAACAUUUGUAGCCUCGUGGAGCAUCUGUAGCCUGUUCGCGCAUUUUUGUAACUAAUAGAGUUUCAUACUUUUUGUAACAAAUAGAGUGCUAUAAAUUUCUUGAACAAGUUGAAUUUCAUAGUUUCUGUUAAAUACAGAAUUUCACACUUCUGUAACAAGCAGAAUUUUAUACUUUUUGUGACAAGUAAAGUUUCUUGCUUUCUGUUACAAUUUGAGUUUCAUAAUUUAUGUUACAGGUAGAAUUUCAUCCAUUUUGUAACAACAUGUGAAAUGUAAUAUCCUACUUUCUAACAGGUAGUUUCCUGUUUUCUGCAACAAGUAGUUUCCUACUUUCUAUAACAAGUAGUUUCCUACUUUCUAUAACAAGUACUUUCCUACUUUCUACAAUAGUUUCCUACGUUAUAACACUAGAUUAUACUAACCCUUGAUGAAACUGAACUAUCCGAGUAACACUUCCUAUUGGUUGCACUUGGUAAUACUUUGUAACACUAGUUAAACUAUACACUUGAUCAUUAAACGAUUGUAACACUGGAUUUAAUGUAAUACGAACUGACAUGUGGUGUACCACUGAUGGUUGCACUCAGAACAUAUGGUACCUUUCCAUGAAAAUGCUACACAGAGAUAAAACUUAUUAACUGAACGCUGCCACCAUUCUGCCAUAGAAUUAAUUUAUGUCAGGCAAUGAGACAGGAAGCCUUGCUUGGCUUGAGAGUUCUACUCUAGAUGUUCUUACUUACUGACCGGUUGUUAACAAUCUGAAUACAGAGGAUUGGGAGGCUCAGAUAUUGACACACACAGAUGGAAAAUUUAACACGAGUUUAUUAGGACACAAUUAUGAUAUUCACCGAACUCUAAGUCCCUAUCUUAACACUGGCACUUGUUCAUGCAUCCUACAUGGACCAAAAUCAAAGAUCCACACAUAUUAUGCCUGGAUCUUUGCUCGCUGACCCGGGAGACUUCACUGCCUCUCCCUGUGCAGCGUGAUGACCAGGGAUGUGCACUCCGAUGUCCCGCCCCCAGCGCUUUUUGACUCUUAGAUUGAUUGAUUGAUAAAGAUUAAGCCACCCAAGAGGUGGCACGGGCAUGAAUAGCCCGUAUUGUUUUUUUUUUACUCUUAACUGCCCUACGGCAUAUAUAUACACGCUCUUGCCACGCCCCACUUCAGAGGGGGGGGGGGGGUUGCAAAUCUUGUGAGAACGUUUGGGGUGAUCUUGUUCCCAGCUGAUUUAGCCUAACCAGGAAUUUUAAAUUAAAAGUGUUUUGCACACCUAACCUAUUACUCAGCACUAGAAGGACUGUAAGAUGAUCUGAGGUCACUUGGGCUGACCUCCAAGGAAGUGUCCCGUGGGUGAAUCAUGGAGGUACGUUCUCUGGGUGUUGUAAGUUACAACGUCUGCAAAAAAUAGUUUUCUAUUUUCUAUAACAAGUAGAGUUGUUUACACUACAUAACAAAUAGAGCUUCAUUCUUCUAUAAGUAGAGUCUAUUAAUUUCGGUAAUAACUUGUUUCACACUUUGUGUAACAUGUAAAGUUUCAUACUUUUUGUAACAAGUCAAAUUUUAUACUGCUGUAACAAGUAGAGUUUCGUACUUUUGUAACAAGUAGUUCAUACUUCUUUAACAGGAGUUAUACUUCCUCAAGAAUUUAUGUGCUGGGUAUGUUAAUCAUCUUUUAUAUUGUUCUGUGUGACAUAAUUUUUGAAAACUAGUAUAUAUGGAGGUGUUUUGGAUUUGAACUGAAGGGUGUGAAAUGUAGUUUUGCCUUCCAUAUGAUACAUGCUGUGAUAUAUAUUAUAUACAUAUCUAUCUAUAUAUACUUGUUGACAAGGACAACAUAACACUUCUCUUAGCAUCAGGCCUUAAUAAAACUGUAAAAUAAA